Molecule: messenger RNA, 2222 nt
Organism: Opisthorchis viverrini
Lineage: Eukaryota; Metazoa; Platyhelminthes; Trematoda; Opisthorchiida; Opisthorchiidae
Exons: 11
Coding region: 230-2104 (624 amino acids)
Biological process (GO): cell adhesion; positive regulation of transcription by RNA polymerase II
Cellular component (GO): catenin complex; adherens junction
Molecular function (GO): cadherin binding; protein phosphatase binding; alpha-catenin binding
Source: RefSeq, a predicted model, not a curated record
UAGCAAUUGGUCAUGAUUAUCUUCAGUAUGGUUUCUUACGAUAUUUUUUUCUAAUUUCAGAUUAUUUCGCGGCUUUGAAGGUGUCUGAUAUGUGUCUUUAUUAUGGGAUUGUCAUUCUACACCAUGCGAAUUUAAUUUCUCUUCACACCAAUCCCCGUAGUCGUUCUGUCUGAUGAAGACCAAAACACGUGAAGGUACCGGACUGUAACCAGCAACUCUACAAGUCAUCAUGCUACAAAAUGAGCGGCCACACGCGCACGCCACCCACCCCGGAUACGCUCCUGCGAACAUAGCCUCAACGGAUUACCCUUCCCAUACGGGCCGUGGCAAUGAGUUCACAUUUCACCGACAUAUUAUGACGGAUGUUUUGUUGGAUCCAGUUUGCAAACUGGAUGCGAUAUUCCGAGAACUGAUCAAUUACAAGCGCGAUGCCAUAUCGUCCGCGAAUGCUGCUCCCAAAAUUGCACAAUCCAUUUCCGACAAUAAGAAUGGUACGACGGAUCAGCUGAAAACAGUGAAGUACGCUCAUAUGUUGGCUCGUAACCAAGCGGCACGCUUGGGUCUGGUUACAAGUACGAAGCUCAUCCGUCAGUUGGUGGUUCUUCUACAGUCCACAAAUUCACCAGAUCUGUUGAACGAGACAGCUUUGACAUUACAGUUGCUGGCCGAGACCAAGGUCGGAUCGCGACUGCUGUGGACAGAGUUUGGAAUCCCCAUCUUGGUUAAAAUGCUCAGGCACCCGUCUGAAGUAAUCUUCACUACAGCGAUGUACUUGCUCAACCAGAUUAUGUGGCAUUUCCCGGAUGAGGGCCGCCCGGAGGUUCGUGCUUGCUCGGGUCAUGUCAGCCUGUCCGACUUGUUGUCCAAAGGUCGUCUGGAUGAUCCAAACUGGAUUGUCAUUUGCGUGGAUACCAUCCGAAUGACAGUCUACCGAGACAGUGAGACCAAGGCUCUAACACCGCUGCUUCAGUCGAAAAAUGAAUUUCUCGUCUUGGAAACCCUGUGGAGCUUGCGGAACCUUAGUGACCAUGCCUAUCACCUGGUAAACACGGAGACCCUCAUCAUGAGACUGAUCGACUUGUUGGGCAGUACAGAUGAGAACAUAUCGAUCUGUGCCACGGGUUGCUUGUGUAACCUUACCUGUCAGAAUGUACAUAACAAAAGCCUGGUGGUUGAAAACGUUGAGCCGGCCAAUUUUUUCUGCUCGCCGACUACUUUGCAUUCUCGCUAUUCUAUUCGUGUAGGCGGGGUCACGCGCCUCUGUCAGCUGCUUAAUCUGAAUCCGGAGCGGCAAGAAAUCACAGAGCCCAUCUGUUCGGCUCUACGUCACGUGACGCACCGUAGUCAGCAUGCGAACGCCGCAAUCUACGAGAAUACGCUGGAGACGAUUGCCUCGCUCUUGUUGCAAAACAGUGAAAUUGCAUCGUUGCCUCUUAUCAAGGCGGUAGUGGGUCUGAUAAGAAAUAUAGCUAUGGAAGAUGAAUCUCGCAAAGAAAUGAAGCAGACAUACCAAACCGCGAAUCGGAACAGUCUGGCGUCCACAGAGGAUGCGGAAAACCUCGACCCCAGCAUGGGAUCCAUUGAAGGAGUUCGACUGGAUGAGAUGAUCGAAUUAUGUCUGGUUGCAUUGCAGGCUAUGGCCAAAGAACCGGAAGUUCGUGAUGAGUGCAUACGCACUGCCGGUCUGCUGCCCACGACGGUUCAACUUUUGUACACACCGAUUCCGUCGAUACAACGAGCCUCAGUCGCCCUGCUCAGCCUACUCGCCUCAAGCAAGGCUGGCGCGAAGGCAAUCGAACAGGAGGGAGCUUGUCCGAAACUCACGGAAAUGAUACAGUCGAGCAAUGAGUACAUCGCCGCUUACUCUGCCGCUGUGCUUCAUCGGAUUACCAAGGACAAACCGGAAGAAUACAGACGCAGACUCUCCCUGGAGUUGCGCCAGUCUUUGUUCGACGGUGGACUUUUGCUUGAUCCCAACUCAAUGGUCAAAUCGAAUCAGAGUCAACUGAACCUACCGGUUGGCGAGGAGGCGACGUCUGCCAGUAGGCAACGCAGUACACAAAUGGACCGGAACUCGUCAGUCAGUGCACGUUCACGGAGAUGACUUUCGAUUUACUACCUACAUAUCAUCUUUACCAUCAUGUGAUUUCAGUUCCAUUAAAAUCGCCUGUUUUCUUUCGCUCAUAGGCUUUAUUCAUGAACACUGAGUAGAUGGACUAGCG